Ogataea philodendri is the source of this 291-nucleotide messenger RNA. RefSeq lists its product as uncharacterized. The coding region runs from base 1 to 291 and encodes 96 amino acids. Lineage: Eukaryota; Fungi; Ascomycota; Pichiomycetes; Pichiales; Pichiaceae. The transcript has a single exon. The record is from RefSeq and is a predicted model, not a curated record.
AUGUUUCUCCAGAACUCGGCAAUGGAGUUGUACUCCUUGUCGUGGAACACUCUUGACCACGUUUCGGAAAGGACGUUGUGGAUGUUUUGGCCAAGAAUAGAGAUCUGGUUGGACAGCUUGCUCAACUUGAGGUCCGAGUCCAACUUCAUCAACUGGGAUGGGAACUCAGACAGGAAAUUUCUGAACUCGAACGAAGACCGGUCGUCUUUGGUCUCGAUUUCAAAAGUUGGUUGUAUUUGGUCAAAGAAGCUCUUCGGGCUGUCAACUCCAUUUAUUAUGACAACCAAUUGA